Messenger RNA from Pleurotus ostreatus (oyster mushroom), 525 nucleotides. RefSeq lists its product as uncharacterized. The record is from RefSeq and is a predicted model, not a curated record. The transcript is spliced from 2 exons. Lineage: Eukaryota; Fungi; Basidiomycota; Agaricomycetes; Agaricales; Pleurotaceae. Bases 1 to 525 code for a protein of 174 amino acids.
AUGAAGUUCUCCUUCACUACCAUCGCCUCCAUCUUCCUCGCUACGCAGGCUGCUGCCAUCCCCGCCGAGACUGCUGAGCAACCCUCCUGCCCCCGCACCCGCGCAGCAGUACCUCUCUAUCGCGCAUACCACGGUGCGACUGUGAAUCACUUCUACACCACCAACCAAGCGGAAUGGCAGAGCACAAUCGGCCUCGGGUACCAGCAAGAGGGUACCGCUGGUCGCGUCUACGCUUCGCAAGAGGUCUCUACCAUCCCUCUCUACCGCCUCUACAACCCAUCCCACGUAAACCACUUCUACACUACCAGUGAGGCGGAGGCCGUCAGCGCCUCCAAGAAUGGGUAUACCAGGGAGGGCGUUGCGGCAUAUGUGUUCCCUACACAGAUCUGCGGAAGCCAGCCUCUGUUCAGGCUCUUCAACGCGGCCAAUGUGGACCAUUUUUACACUGCGAACUGGGAGGAGAGGAACAGUGCUAUCAAGUCUGGGUACACCGACGAAGGCGUUGCUGGGUAUAUCCUUGGAUAA